CAAUUCAACGCCGCAGCUGUAGGUGAUAAGCUGCUGCCUCUCUAGAACAAGCCCCAAACGCGUCACCUUCGCCGUGUAUACAUAAAAAAACCUGUCUUUUUUCGCUUUCACCAAAUACACUACAAAUUCAUUUCUACUCUCCUAGAUUUAUGCUGAUCUACCUUUUUUACUUCUUCAUCGCCUAUCUCAUCAUGGCGCAGAGCAUUCCCCAGAACGUAAUCCAGGGCUUGCGAACUAUGCUAUCGCUGGGGAGCCAGAACGACAAUGAGACGAGCUCUUCUUCUUCUGGGGGGUUGACGCCCGUGGAUGUGGUUAUUACGCGAAUCAUGCUCACGAAGGGGAAGAAGCUUCCGCCGGGUGUUGUCGAUGUUAUCUUGGACUUUGCGGAGUAUUGGGCGCAUUCGAGUAAUGAGGUUGAUUAUAUCGCUGAGCACUCGAGCCCUCUUCGCGUCAACGGCCAAAGCCCCUCCGAGAACAAAUUCCUUCUUCGAUCGUUUCCUGUGGGUCUGACGGGUAUUCAAGGCAAGAAAGCACUUGCUGAAGUGUUGGCGUAUGAUCUGAACGAGGCGAAACCGGCGCCUUUAAAGACGGAGCAUGAUGCUUCAUAUUUUGCAAAGUUGGCUGAUUAUCCUACCCCGAAAUUACUCCACCCUGUGAGAAAGGUGGUCUUUACGAUACGGAGUAAGGAUCAGGGGUGGGGUGGUGAACCGGAUAAUCGACAUACGUAUAACGGAGCCUGGACGUGGUUUGAAGCUGGUCUUGAGAAGUUUGACGCCGAACAGACUUGUGAUCCAAACUGCACAUACGACGCCCGCUUCAAAUCAGCAUCUUCCGUAGCAUCACCCCUCGCCGUCUGCGCCCUCCGCCCUCUCUACCCCUCCAUCGUCCCCAAAGGCAACGACAAGUUCGCAUACUCGCAUCCUCUCGCACACCAAGAGAAAUGGACCAUCGUUCGCAACAAGACGGCUCACCGCGCUUGGCAAGACCAUGUCAUUACGUGGGCGUGGGACGACGAUGCCAAGCCUGACUCUGAAGCUGCUGUCAAGAUGAAGGCUGAGGAGGGCAGGGGUGAGGAGACGGGUGAUGGGUGGUUCGUGAGGGAUUUGAAGAUGGGAGAUGUUGUUACGGUCUGGGCAAAGGCCAGGUUUGGGGGUUGGGUUAAUCAUAUUGAGAAGGUCAAGAUUGAUGUUUACUGGGCUGUUUGAGCGAUGGCCUGUGGGAGCACCUACGGAAUGAGGGACGGAGUAUGAGUUAUGAUUAGUCGCUUCACUUACAGCCCUAUAAAUGGGAAAUGAAUCAAUGAGUAUACCUACUGCG
Fusarium oxysporum Fo47 is the source of this 1317-nucleotide messenger RNA. RefSeq lists its product as uncharacterized. The record is from RefSeq and is a predicted model, not a curated record. NCBI's taxonomy places the organism in Eukaryota, Fungi, Ascomycota, Sordariomycetes, Hypocreales, Nectriaceae. Bases 150 to 1205 code for a protein of 351 amino acids. The transcript is spliced from 3 exons.